UUUAUAAGUGGCUUACAGUAUUCUUCGAAGACCUGUAGGAAGCAUGGUGUGAUGUUGUUCACUAUUAUAACUAACAGUUACAAAACAUUCGAAGAGCUAUGACCCCAAAAAAUUCAUUUAAUUUACCUGGAAGAGAUUGUCGGGAAGUAUGCCUACUGUACUUAUCUUUGGAUUCGGCGCCGUAGUUAUGCCGGAACAAAUGUCACUUCAAAUGUCUCCUGUGUAUGUGGGGCGGCAUGGCUUUUGUUGUAGUUAGAACUUCCCUGGCCUGACUUGUCGUGUGAGCGUAGUUUGUUGGGACGAAUUUGAAGUGGACGCGUCAGUACUUGCUGUGAGUGAUAUCAGUCAAAGGUCAAGUGCAUGAAGAAACGUAAGUGUCUCGGAGCUUGUGAGCUGUGUGACAGUCGUAUACAUUGUUGUUGCUAAAAUUAUUACAGCAUGGUUCAAAUAGAUCAGCAGAUAGCUAGUCUGCGAGCGAGGUUCCUACAGAAGCUAGAGAGCGAAGGAGCACCUGAUCCAGAUGGAUUCCAUGCUGCAGAUAUUUCUCGUGUGAAGAAUUCAGAUGAUUGGCUCAGGCGAUUCAUUGUACACAAUGAUAAUAAUGAAAAUGCUGCUUUUGACAUGUUGUGGGACACUUGUGACUGGAGAAAGAAGUAUGGGACUAAUGAUAUUGCUGACACUGUUAAAAGAGACUACCUGGAAUGUGGGUUUGUAUACACUCAUGGAACAGAUGUUGAUGGAAGAUCGCUUCUAAUCUUCAACUGCAAGAAACAUGUUAAGGGCCAGGGAGACAAUGAAGAAUUAAAAAAAUGUGUUGUCUAUUGGAUGGAAAGGCUCCAGAGGCUUGAUAAAGGAAAACCUAUAAGUGUGUUUUUCGAUAUGACCGAGACGGGUUUAUCGAACUUGGAUAUGGAUCUUGUAAAGUACAUUAUCAUGCUCUUUAAAUCUUACUACCCAGAAUUCCUCAAUUACAUCAUUGUAUUUGAAAUGCCAUGGAUUUUAAAUGCUGCUUUUAAGAUAAUCAAAUCUUGGCUGCCGGCAAAAGCAGUUCAAAGUAUGAAAACAGUAAACAAAGCAUCAUUGAAGGAUGUGGUUCCACAAGAAUGUACCCUGAAAGCUUGGGGUGGCAUAGAUGAUUAUGAAUUUGUCUUUGUACCUGAACAAAGGUCUCAACCACAUGAGAAGACAGAUGAAAAUAAAAAGAAGGUGCAUUUUGCUGAUGGUUCCCCCACAAAUGAAACAUUUUUAAGUGUUGGGGAUACACAGCAGAGGGCAGACACUGCAAUAAGUUCUGCCCUUGUCAUAUCACCAGCAGAUACCAUAAAUUUUGCUUUUGAUGGAACAGAAUUGACAGGAAGUAUAACUUUAAUGAAUACUGAUGAAGGAAUUAUAUCAUAUAAGGUAAAAACUACAUCACCUGAAAAGUUCAGAGUACGACCAAGUACUGGUACUUUGAUGCCUUCUGCUUCUGUGUCCAUCAGUAUCACAUUACAGCCUGGUUACCAAGCACAAGGAUUGUCAAGAGAGAAAUUCCUUAUUAUGAGUCUGCCGGUUGAGUCUGGUAACAUGAGUCCAACAGAAUUGGCUGAUCUGUGGAGGCAAGCUGCAGGAAAACCAGUGUGUCAACAUAGAUUAAAAUGCCACAUUCCAUCAUCAAGCGACUCCUCUGCUCGGAAUGGCUCUGCACUUACAUCAAAUACAAUGGAUAUUGAUCAGCAAGUAAAACAAUUCUCAUCAAGUGUAUCUCAUCUGAGUGAGAGCCAGUUAAAGCUGUAUGCCGAGGUAAAGUUCCUGAAAAAAUUACAUAUUCUAUUGGUAAUUAUGGUGUUAUUUUUUGGAACACUUAUCACAUACCUUCUAACCCUUGAAAAACAAUAUGGGGGUCAGCACUGUUACAAACAGUAGAGUCUAAAAGUGUAAGGGUGAGUACGUGUGUGUGUGUGUGUGUGUGUGUGUGUGUGUGUGUGUGUGUGU
Schistocerca cancellata (South American locust) is the source of this 1974-nucleotide messenger RNA. RefSeq names its product motile sperm domain-containing protein 2-like. Bases 439 to 1905 code for a protein of 488 amino acids. The transcript has 10 exons. NCBI's taxonomy places the organism in Eukaryota, Metazoa, Arthropoda, Insecta, Orthoptera, Acrididae. The record is from RefSeq and is a predicted model, not a curated record.